Molecule: messenger RNA, 765 nt
Organism: Protopolystoma xenopodis
Lineage: Eukaryota; Metazoa; Platyhelminthes; Monogenea; Polystomatidea; Polystomatidae
Source: the annotation of a GenBank genome assembly
AUGUCGACUUCCGAGGCUAUGACGGUCUCGUCGAAGCGACGACUCUUUCAGGACGUCGAGUUCACAGCCAUGAGCAGUCUGGCGCCGUUAGUGAAAAUAUUCACCUCGUCCAAUCGAGCUGUUCGUCUCAUUUGGACCGUCUUCUCUGUCUGUAUGGCCGUCCUGCUCAUCAUUCUGCUCUCUUUGGUGGUGCUCAAAUACCUCAGUCACUCUACGGUGUUACGGCUCGACCAACUCACCUUGGUCGACGGUCAGCAACCGCCAGCCGUCACUUUGUGCCUCGGUGAACACAUAGUCGCGUUGGAUUCCCACAGACGCGACACAACAGCCUCCUCCGGGGCCGGACGAGACGCCGUCUCGAGCUCAUCUUUCUCCACUCCCAACAUAGUUCGCGGCGUCUCGUUGCCCUGCCAACAGUCGGAUGACAGCGUCGUCUGGGUCUCCAGUCGGGACGCCGUUUCGCCCUACUACAACCACACCGGCGUGCCAUUUCAGGUCACCAUGUUGACGACACCACCGUCCAUCUUCUCUUUGGACGUGAUUGAACAAGUGCCUAAACCGCCAAAUUUGGUCUGCACAACGUUUCAACUCAACGCCAACUGCAAACCCACCAAAUUCUGGAAGAUGGUACGAGUCCCGUUUGUGCGCUCUAUUUGGCUUUGUCAAUUGAUCGCGCCGGCGACUAAACGCCGGGUUGUGACUGUUGGCGUGGGCAACCCUGAUCCAUCUGUGCUGAUCUCUCCUACCGACCGGGUUGACAAAUAG